AUGGAUGAAGUUGGAUAUCAGGAAGCAAUGUAUGAAGAGAUUGUCGUUCUUGUACAGAUGCACAUACAAGUGAAGAACAAAAUGUCACAGAUUGGAAAACCUCCGAAACUUUCGAGAUCUGCAAAAAUAAUACAGAUGACGGAAGAAAUCAACGCCAAAAGAAUUAUGGAAGAAUCUUCUGGAAAUACAGAACGGCCUGAAAGUAUCGACACAUCCAAAAAGGAGAACAUUAUUGACGAUAAAACCUCUUCAGGAGUUUCAGAGACUGAUUGGAAUCUUGAUGAAGAAAUAAUCCAGUAUGCCAUCCACUUCGAGAAGAAAAUCGAAAAUGAAUGUAUCGAAGAUGAAUCUGAGAUAUUAUCUAGUGUACAAAAUCAUAAUGAUCCGCAAAGUGUGAAUAGCAAAGCCAUUCUGGCUGCAAAUCAGGAGAGUGGUGAAGGGUGUUCUUAUGAUUAUGCUGGAGAAGAUACAGGCACUGCCCAACUUGCUGCGUUUGAUGACAAUCUGAAAAAAACAGAUAAUAAAUUUGAAAUGAUUGGGGACAUGAAUAAACCAACAGUCGAAAAUGUCGUCGAUGAACUAUCUGUUCCAGACUGGAGGGACGAUGAAGAAGAAAAUCUUUCUGAUGUGAGUAGUAGAGAUGGAAAUAAUAAAAUGGGUAUUCCAAUAACAGAAUCGGUUGUUGGAAAUAUGAAGGAUGAAUUCCCGGACGAUCCUAUUAUUAGCUUUUACGGCACUGGAGCCAAGGCAUAUUAUGUUCAAUCCUUGAGUAGCGAAUUGAAGAAAGCAAAGGGUGUUUCAAGUCUACAUGAACACACAUACAAACCAUAUGGUUCACCAUCAUUCAAGAACUCGGAUGAAAUAAGGAUCGCCGUCAACUUCCAAGAUUUACUACUCGAUAUUUCAGAAAGUUAUAUCUAUAUUGAGGGAAAAUUCACGCCGAAUGAUCCUACUAAAACAUGUUAUUUAUCCAACAAUGCUUUAGCAUUCCUUUUCGAUGAAAUACGUUAUGAGAUGGGUGGUGAACAAGUAUGUAUGAUUCUAAAACCCGGCAUCACCACAACCAUGAAAAGUAUGAUUUCCCAUAGUGAGGUGAAUGCAAAAUCCUUAGAAACAGUUGGAUGGGGUCUAGAAAAUGGGAAACAGUGUAUUUUAGAUGAAGCUAGCCGCGUGUUUAGCGGUAAGCUACCUCUCAAAUAUCUGAUGGGGUUUGCUGAAGACUAUAAAAAAGCGAUUCUAAAUAUCAAGCAAGAGUUGAUCCUCAUUAUAGCUCGUUCAUUCAAGAAUUCCUACAUGGGAGAAGUUGAUGCCGCAUUGGAGAUUAACAAAAUCGAAUGGAAGAUAAGGCAUGUGGCACCAUCAGAUGAACAGGAAUUGAAGUUGUUGAAUCGUUUGAAUAGGAGCACCACUGCAAGAGUAAAAAUUGCGUACAGGAUGUGGGAUCUUUAUGAGCUACCAACAAUCCGUGAAACAGCUUCCGAUAUUUGGGCCGUUAAAACAACCAAUAGUCUCGAGCGACCGCGAUUUAUCAUCAUAGGAUUCCAAAACUCCUCGAACACAGAUGACAGGUCUAAGGAUGUCACACAGUUCACCCAUGAAGGAGUUAACAAUAUUCGACUGUAUCUGAAUUCGGAAGUUUAUCCAUACGAACGAUGGAACUUGGAUUUCGAUAAGAAAUUGGAUGCGCAUGAGGAUGUUAUCAUCACACAAACUGGGAGGAAACUAAAUAGUCCACAUGAGAAUAUCUACAACUUUCAGUUAUAG
This is a messenger RNA of Phaedon cochleariae (mustard beetle), 1764 nucleotides long. Lineage: Eukaryota; Metazoa; Arthropoda; Insecta; Coleoptera; Chrysomelidae. The record is from the annotation of a GenBank genome assembly.